AUGGCGGCCAUGGCAUCCAUGUCGCUGCUGCCUGUGCUGCUUCUACCAUGCAUGUGGGCAUUGCGCUCCGAUGCAUACACAAGGGGCGACAAGCUGCUGCUGGCAUCAUCGCUUAGUCAAUACGAGUGCUCCCCGCAAUUUGUCGCCUCAUCCAGUGUCGACACGCACGAAUGGCAUUUGAUUGCAAUUGUCACAGGUUACAGAGGUUCUGGCGCAGGAUUGCGAGGUCUUGCUGAAGGCCUUUGCACGGCAAGCUUUGCCCAAACGGAUCGUACUUUGAUCGUUGUUUUAGAUGCCGUGGUCGGUGAGCAUUCUCUGCAGCCACUUAUGCUUCAGGGGCAACGUGUGGCCCAAGAGGUGCUGCAGAUCGUUGCUUCCGGGGCCGAGUACAGGAAGAAUUUUACGUCGUACUCGAUCAUCGGCCACUCCUUGGGUGGCCUCGUGGCAAGAGUUGCGGCAAGCCACAUUGACCGAAGUCUUGCUGCGGCACUCAGGCCCAGGCUUUUCGUGUCACUUUUUUCGCCACAUGCAGGGGUGGAGAGCUUUGUCAACUCUAAGCUGCUCCCCACUUUGAUCCACAUCUCGGGCACAGACCGUGGAGUUAUGGACGAGCUGUGCGAGAAAGUGCCUGAGAAAAGCAUUUUGGUCGAGAUCUCCCGUGGAAUGUAUCGCCAGGCGUUGGAGAAGUUCGAGACAAGAGUUUUGUACACUUCAGAAACAGACUGGCUUGUGGACUUUGGAAGUGGAGGCAUUACAGCGCAGAAACCUCCAGAACAUGAUGAUCCAGUUUCGGAUUACCCUUCCUUAGGCUUGCAGAGCUGGAACUUAAGCAGUGCCGCAGAGACUUGCCAAGCUCGCAGUGUGCGCUGUGAGGUGAUAAAUGAGUUGCGGCAUCUUGAAUUCACAAGAGUUCGAGCGCAAUGGCAACUCUUUCGGCCAGACAAGCAUUCCUUGCAAGACAUGACCGCGGUUGAGAGCUCCGAGUUGCUUCGACACAUCACCACAGAGUUUGGCGCCUCGAACUCGAACCGCCCGCGUGGUGCUAGCUGCGACAGCUCUGAGUUCUGUGCGCUUGGCCUUGAAUGCUUAUCGGCUACAUGCCAACCUCGUCUGUUAGAAGCUUCGGACGCAUGCAUCAAAGCAGGGGAUGAGCAGAUGGAGAAGUGUGCUUUUGCAGUCGAUCUAUUCAAUGAAGGUCUGCAGACAUGGCUUCUCGUCGUGACGAGCAGUGGGGGUGGGGGUCAUUUGGUGGCAGCGCGGAACCUGCAGCAGAAGUUAGUCGAAUGGCUUGAAGGCGGUUAUGAGACAGUUGCUGCGCAGUUGCAGGAACACAGGCCGCUUCUUACACCCGAGGCCUACCGUCUCGCGACAGCAGCGUUGUCCGCAGUGCAGAACGGCCCACCUGCGGUUGAAAUGCUUGACAUCAUGGACAGCCCUUGCACCAGCUUAGAUGGACAUGGAUACAUCCCCUUGGGUGGCUUCAUGAGCGAAAGCUGGAACAAGCUGCAAAGUUCAGGAGACAUCAAGGGUCUGAGGAGGCUGGUGUCUCUGCAGCCUCUUACACAACUGGUAUUUGGUCAACAGUGCCGGAAGUUUAUACAGUCCGUCGUUGAAGCUAAGAAGCUGGGCUACAGGCUGCCCCCGAAAAGACUGAUUUCCACACAGCCCCUACUCGUCCGGUCCUUGCUCGAAGGUUAUAUGGACCGAGGAGUAGAUCUUUACAUGACAGACUUGCCCACAGAGGAGGCUGUCCACUUCUUCGGUGCCUUGGAUAGCCUGCCCAAGGACAAAGUCUCGAACCUGUUCUUGCACACACUCGCCCCAAUGCGUGGUGGGGAGGAGGUGCUGCAAAAUAUGUCAGGCUUGCCGGGGCGGCAGAUCAUGCUUGAGAAGUUCAUGCCGAUUGAAGAUAGCUUCAUUCGGCCAGGGGGUCUCCCGUCACCAGGUCAAGCCGUUGCAAUACGACUCAAGGCGCAGAUACCCCUAGAGGAAGAAUUCCUUGAUGGGACUGGCCCGGUCACAAACCCAGUGAUUCUGGACGCUGAAGAUCAGGUGGUGUUGGUGAUGUUGGGCUCACAGCCGACUGUGGAUGCCAUGUUAAAGUACGCAAUGGAGAGCCUGAAGCUGCCCGUACCAACUGGGUCCCGACGAUACAUUUUCCUGGCAUGUGGACGCCCGACGACUGCUGCAUACAAACAGCUCUUUGCAGAUAUGGUUGCUUUGAUAAGCAGCAGCCCAGCCAAUGGUACCAUUCUCGUGCCCUUCACUGGUCAGCGAGCAGCAGAGCUUCUCGGCCGGGCAGAUGUUACCAUUACUCGCAGUGGUGGUCUCACGGCUGGGGAGCUGCUUGCAUUGCAGCACCGAGGCGAUAAGAAACAGUUUCUCCUCCAUGUCGAGCCAGUUGGUGACGAGGCCAAGACCCGCGCCCUUGCGGCUCUGCCUGACACCGUGGGCGACGCAGAUGCCUUCCGACUGGCUGCAAUGCAUGCAUGCCUGCUUGGCAUGGUUCCUUGGGAAGCGGGCAAUGCUCUAUACUUGCAGCAGGUUGUCGGCGCGAAGCUGGUGGAGCCUGGGAGCUUGGUCAGCACUCUCCUCGGACGCGAGCUCGAGCGGUCGUUUGCCGUGGACUGGAGGCUUUUCCUGCAUCUGCGCGGCUUCAAUGUUGCAGCUGUUGAUUUGGCAGAAGCACGGCAUUGUUCUUUCUCCCCGAGCCGCUCACGUGUUGUCUCUGAACCUGUGUUCGGGAGCCCCGCUUGCAACGCAGACUUGGAAGCCUUUGCUGGAGUUGGAAGCGUGUUCACUUUGGGUCGAAGGUUAUUGCCAUCUGCAGCCAUACCUUGCAACGACACAACGCUCGUUGUUCAGCGGUUCUUGCCGAUGCUCUACAAUCGAAUGCUAGAUCUGGCGCUGCAGGCAGUGACCUCAUGCCACGGUACCUUGAUUCAGCAAGAUGGCUUGGUGGCAGUGCAGCUGUGA
Messenger RNA from Symbiodinium necroappetens, 2976 nucleotides. The record is from the annotation of a GenBank genome assembly. NCBI's taxonomy places the organism in Eukaryota, Dinophyceae, Suessiales, Symbiodiniaceae.